UUAUAUUCGUUUAAAAAAUAUUAUUCAAUAAAAAUGGUUAUCUCGAUGGAUAGAUGGGUCGGCCAAGUGGCGAUGGUUACGGGGGCAAGCGCUGGAAUUGGUGCUGCUAUUGUGAAACGUUUAGUGGAAAAUGGACUUAUUGUAGCCGGAUUAGCUCGAAGAAAAGAGCGAAUUGAAGAGAUGUCACAAACUCUAAAAGCUCAAGGUGUCAAAGGACGUCUUUAUGGCAUACAGUGUGAUGUAAGUAAAGAAAGUGAUAUACUAAAGGCUUUUAAAUGGGUCACUGAGAAGUUGGGCCCAGUUCACAUAUUGGUCAAUAAUGCGGGGAUUAUACAGGAUACUACUUUAUGUAAUGGAGAUACCGAGUUAUGGAGAAAAAUUUUUGACGUAAACGUCAUGGGACUAUGCAUAGCUACACGAGAAGCUGUAAAGAUUAUGAAAGGAAACAAGAUUAACGGGCAUAUUGUUCAUAUUAACAGUGUUGUAGGGCAUUCAGUGCCAGCUGGUUUAAAGGGACUAAAUGUGUAUCCUGGCUCUAAGCAUGCGGUUACGGCAUUAGCGGAAACUCUUAGAAUGGAAUUAGUGGAAGAGAAUAAUUUGAUUAAAAUUACAAGUAUCAGCCCAGGUGUGACUGCUACAGAAAUACUCGAAGCCGGGGAAAUGGGCAACACUGAUCUAAAGAGCGUUUUUUCGACGAGUACCACUAUUUUAUCGGCAGAAGAUAUUGCUGAUGGAGUGAUUUAUGCGUUAUCAACACCGCCACACGUACAGAUAAAAGAACUUACCAUUAAACCAAUAUCCGAAAAAUUUUAAUCACAGAAGCAAUAAAAGAGAACCAGUCACAAACAACAAAUAAUAUUUUAUUUAAUCUAGUAAUAUAUGUAUAUGUGUUAGUGAAUACUGGGUGAAAAUAAAAAUAGAAGUAAAAGUUCAA
Molecule: messenger RNA, 934 nt
Organism: Anthonomus grandis grandis
Lineage: Eukaryota; Metazoa; Arthropoda; Insecta; Coleoptera; Curculionidae
Product: farnesol dehydrogenase-like
Exons: 5
Coding region: 34-813 (259 amino acids)
Source: RefSeq, a predicted model, not a curated record